UUCAGAAACAAUUCACGAUUUUAGUUUUAUCAACUCUACAUGUUUGACAUGAACCUGCAAUCGAUUAUGAAAUUAUUCGAGUCAAUGAUACCGGCUUUGUAUUUUCUCUAUUGUUAUUAUAAAAUUUCCAUUAGUUUAACAACGGUUCGUAUUGUUUGAUUUUUUCACUUCAUUAACAUUAUUUAUUUAUUUAAUUUUUUUGUUUUGUUUUUUGUUUACGAAACCUCGAGUUAUACAAAAUGGAGAUGUUACACUUUCAGAUGAAACUGUUGUUCGCUCAUAUAAAACUUGAUUACGAGUUAAUGACAGACGAGGAGGAAUUCAAAAUAAUCGAAAAGUACACGAAACAAACGAAAUUAUACGUUUACUUUUUAAUAGGUUGGUUGUAAUAAAAUUAAUGCGUACGAUAUAAUAAACGCUACAUUAUUAUUUUUCUCGUUACAGUUCUCUUUUAUCUUCAUCUUAUUUUAAUGAUAGUUCCAAGUGUUGUAAGCGUUCUUUGGUAUAUUUUUGGAAUAUCGAACGAUGUAACAUUACCAUUUUCAGUGAAUAACGUUUUAUACACAGGAUAUUUAUAUUAUAUUUUGCUUAUUUAUCAAAUAUUUGCAAGUUUUUCUAUAGUAACAAUAGGCAGUGUGUGUUAUUCAUCUUAUUGGGUAUUAAUACAACACGUGUGCAGUCAAUUCAGUGUUAUGAUAUGGAAAAUACGUCGAGCAUUUAAGACCGAUGAGGGACAUACGCGAAACACUUGGCUUAAGGUAACACCUCAAGAGGAAUGCAACUGGAUGAUCGAUAUAAUAAAGUUUUAUACGAGAAUCACGAAGUUCGUUGAUAUGAUAAAUAAAUUUUAUAAGAUACUUUACUUGAUUGCAGUCAUUAUUGCGCUCCUAUUGAUUAUUUUUAAUUUUCUAUAUGUAAGUCAUAUCUUCGUAAUAGAUAUAAUAUAAUUAUUAAUAUCAUUGUAUGAUUUAUUAUAUUAUUGAUGAUUUUAUCGAAAAAUAUUUUUUCUUUUUUCCUUUUUUUUUUUCUAAAUAAAUAUCUGAUUAUUUCGUUUAAUUUUUUUUUAGAUUUUUGAACUAUUUAGCGUAUUGCUAAAUGUAAAAGAAAUAAUAGAGGGCUUCGUUUAUAUGGCAGCGUUUCUAUUUAUUUCAUAUAUUAGCUUUUCCAUUGGUCAAUUGCUUAUUAAUCACAGUAAUGACGCUUUUGAAGAAUUGUGAGAUUAUUAUACAUACAUACAUGCAUAUAUACCUACAUAUGUGCACAUAUAUAUAGCUGAAUACAAAACUUGAUUUAAUUAAUUCAAAAUGUGUAUUAAUAAUGAAUAAUUUAUAUAAUGUUUUAUAUAAAAAAAAAAAAAGAAAUAUUUCUCACUUUCAGAUGUAAUAUUCCAUUCUACAAUCUUUCCAUAAAAACUCAAAAACUGCUAUUAUUCUUAUUAACGAGAAGUAUUAAACCGAUCGAAUUAUCAAUCGGUGGUAUAUUUGUAGCGUCUCACGUAGUUUAUGCCGAGGUAAGUAGCAUGUUACAUUUAUUUUUUUUUUAAAAAACAAAAAAAUAAAACAAAAAAAAAGAAAUAUCAUUCAUUAUUUCAGUUAAUACAAAAAUCAUUUUCCUUCGCCACGGUUUAUUAUAGUAUGUUGCAAAGUUAAAACUAUUUAAACGAAAAUAAAAACAUAGUAUCGAUUAUUCUCCAUCGAAGAUAUCGUUUCUUCUAAGGAGAAGAAAAAAAUAAUCACCUGUAUCAAGUAUGGUAGUAAUGCUAAAUAGUACAAUAAAAUCUUAUAUUAUGCGUAAUCAACAUAUUGUAUAUUUUUCAAUCAAGAUUCAUCGAUUCAUUCGAUUCAUUGAAUGGUACAAUCUUGUCUCUUUCUCUCUCUCUCGAAAAAAAAGAAAUACACUUUCUAGAUUCGCAUGAAUUUUUUUCUCUUUUCUUUUCUUAUCUUUUUUUUUUUACAUAUAUACAAAAUAUAACGAGUUAAAUUGUCGAUAAAGAUAAUUCGAUCGACAAAACAAUGUUUACUUCGACGGCGAUCGAUUAAUUUUCGAAAUUCCAAAUCUAAGGGAUAAUGUAUACACUUACCGUAGUUGUGAAGAAACAUAUGUUUUCAUAUGUUACGAAUGAUUAUGCUUUCCUUGAUAUUGUAAUCGUCAAGAAAAAUAUUUUAACAUAAUCGUACACUAUUAUAAAUUCGAUCAUUAUCUUAUUAUAUUAUUAUUUUGCACUAUUAUUAUUAUUUUACGAAUUUUUUUUUCACUUAUCGUCAGAAAAAUAAAAACCUCCUUCGUUACGUUCUCGUUCGUACAAUUUCUUUUUUUUUUUGUUUUUAUUUUUCUUUUCCUUUUUUUCUUCUUCUUUUAUUUUUCUUUUCUUGUUUCUCUUUUUUCCUGAAAUGUAAUAUAUAAAAUUCGAAGAGAGAGAGAGAAAAAGAGAGAAAGAGAGAGAGAGAGAGAAAGAGAGAUACAUAUAUACAACGUGACGAAUAAUCGAUAUUGCUAUUUCUUAAAGAAAUAUUCAUCCUGUACGACGUUCGGACGACAAGUGACAACGAGUGCGAUCAAUAGAGAUCUUACUGCGCAUGUCUUGCGAAAAAGAAAAAAAAUAUUAAUAUAUUAAAACUUCCCUUCUUUUAAUUGUUUAAUUGUUGGGAACGACCAUCUGUUUCUACGUUUAUAAAAAAUAUCACAAGUGUACGGUAAAGAAAUAUAUUUCAUUAUUGUUUCCCCUUAUUGAAUUUUUUCCACCCAUCUAUUAUAUCGAAUAUUAUAGUAGUCGGUGAAUAUUAUAUUUGUGUCACACCUACUUUUUCUUUUUUUUUUUUUUUUUUUUACUUUUACCCUCGACUAAUAAAGUAGCGAGAGCAUAGUGGGGAUGGGGAGUGGCGGAGGAUGAGAGAAUGUCAGUCGUUUAAUUCGCUCGAGUUCAUGUAAGACACACAAUGUCUUUGAGAGGUCUUAGUUAUUACGAACAACAUUUUCUUUUUUCAAAUCGAUUGGUACAAUUAAUAAUUGGUUUACGUCCCGAACAAACUUCGAUUCAGACUUUGUUUAUAUUUUUUAUGAUAGUCGUUUAUAUAUUACCAAUGAUCUUAUACCAGGUAAAAGUUUUUUUUUUUUUUUUUUUUUUCAUUUCUUCUUUAUUUUUAUUUAUUUUUUUUAU
Molecule: messenger RNA, 3157 nt
Organism: Vespa crabro (European hornet)
Lineage: Eukaryota; Metazoa; Arthropoda; Insecta; Hymenoptera; Vespidae
Exons: 3
Coding region: 471-947 (158 amino acids)
Biological process (GO): sensory perception of smell
Cellular component (GO): membrane
Molecular function (GO): odorant binding; olfactory receptor activity
Source: RefSeq, a predicted model, not a curated record